Messenger RNA from Osmerus eperlanus (European smelt), 3008 nucleotides. It is a transcript of the gene plat, whose product is annotated as plasminogen activator, tissue. NCBI's taxonomy places the organism in Eukaryota, Metazoa, Chordata, Actinopteri, Osmeriformes, Osmeridae. Gene Ontology annotation, molecular function: serine-type endopeptidase activity. Gene Ontology annotation, biological process: plasminogen activation; smooth muscle cell migration. The record is from RefSeq and is a predicted model, not a curated record.
GCCAAACGCCCUCCCUCUUCCUCACACACUGGAUAAAAACGACGAGAAGGCUGGCAUCGAGAACAUUAUAUUCCAAGAACACCAAGGACGCUUUCUAACGUGUGAGAUACGGAGAAGAAGCAAGCCGGUGCACACACAAUACUUGGAAGUCUGCGCAUCUCCAGCCAUGUACCGAACAUUGGGACUCUUCAUCUUCCUGUCAGCUCUCUGCUGCGCCCUAACGGACGAGGUUGAGCUCAGACGCAGCAAGAGGGGGACUCGAUAUUACAGAGCGAGGUGUGUGGAUGGGGAGACGGCAGCGGUCCGUAACUACGGCGAGUCGUGGAUGAGGUGGAGCGGACAGCGUGCGGAGUAUUGUCGUUGUUCCACACGAGGACGAGAGCGCUGUCACUUUGUGCCCGUCAUCAGUUGCUAUGUGUCUCGCUGCUAUAACGGAGGUACCUGUAAGGAGGCGGUGUACUCCUCAGACUACCUGUGCCAGUGUCCUCCAGGCUUCAUGGGCUCCCAGUGUGAGAUCGGCACCAGUGAGAAGUGUGUGGUGGGCCAGGGUGGGGGUUACCGUGGUACCUGGAGAAUAAGUCGCAGCGGCUCGGAGUGUAUCAACUGGAACUCCACCUCUCUGAGGGGGAAGAAAUUCACCGCCAGGAGGCCCGACGCUGACAGCCUGGGUCUGGGGAACCACAACUUCUGCAGGAACCCAGACAGUGACAGCAGCCCUUGGUGUUAUGUCUACAGAGGGAUUGAGGUGUCCUGGGAGUUGUGCUCUCUGCCCAAGUGUCCAGCAGACCCUAACCUGGAGUGUGUGCUGGGGUCUGGACAGUCCUACAGGGGGACCACAGCUGUCACUAAGGGGGGGUCUCGGUGCUUGUCCUGGGACUCCCCUAUCGUGUCCCGCAAGAUCUACACUGCAUGGAGGUCAGAUGCCAGGACGUUGGGCCUGGGCAGUCACAACUUCUGCAGGAACCCUGACGGAGAGAGGGCCCCAUGGUGUCACGUUUACGAAAACAUGCAGCUCACCUGGGAAGUGUGUGACAUCACCAAAUGCUCCGGCAGACCCGGCCGCAUCACGACGCUGGGUCCUAGAGCCCCCACCACCAACAACGAUCACAAAGCGACCUGUGGCCAGCGGAUAGACAACUCGUUGAACAUGCCGGCGUUCCGUAUCCAUGGCGGCCAGGAGAGUGACAUCACAGAGCAGCCGUGGCAGGCUGUCAUCAACGUGUACCGCCCCCGAAGAAACAUACAACACUUCCUGUGCGGGGCGGUCCUCAUAGACAGCUGCUGGGUGCUGUCUGCCGCUCACUGCUUUGAUGAGAGGUUCAAAGCAGAGAACUUACAGGUGGUUCUGGGUAGAACGUUCCGGAAGCAGAACUCGAGCAGUGAGCAGAUCUUUGAGGUGGAGAAGUACUGGAUUCACGAAAACUACUAGGAAAAUGAAAACUUCGACCAUGACAUCGUCCUGAUGAAGCUGAAGAGUGACAUUGGACUGUGUGCGGUGACGUCCCCUGAGGUCACGCCUGCCUGCCUGCCCGACCCCAACCUGGCUCUGCCCGACUGGACCGAGUGUGAGAUCUCAGGCUACGGGAGGAAGCAGGAGUUCGAUGCAGAGUACUCGGAGCGGGUGAAGAGAGGCCGCGUGCGCCUGUGGCCCCAGGAUCGCUGCGUGCCCGGCGUGUUGUCAGGGCGACCGGUCACCGCCAACAUGCUGUGUGCCGGGGACACCCGCGGCCUGGAUGAUGCCUGCAAGGGUGACUCUGGUGGCCCCCUGGUGUGUCCUAAGGACGGCAGGAUGACCCUGAUGGGGCUGAUCAGCUGGGGGGACGGAUGUGGGAAGAGGGACGUCCCCGGUGUCUACACGCGUGUCACACGCUACACGGACUGGAUCAAGAGCAAAAUGCAGGCCAACUGAGGAGCGCACACAACACACACAGACCAACACAUAGAUGCACAAACACACACACACAGACACACACACAGAUGCACAAACACACACACAGACCAACACACAGACGCACAAACACACAGACACACAUAGAUGCACAAACACACACACACAGACCAACACACAGAUGCACAAACACACACACAGACCAACACAUAGAUGCACAAACACACACACACAGACCCACACAUAGAUGCACAAACCGCAGACAUGCCCAAGCUAACACAUGGACGGACUGAGAGUUUGAAGUGACAGAGGCACAACCCGAACCGCCUCCAUACCCCUUCGUCGGGGGUGUCCUGCGUAGACGUUUUCUCAGCGCCUCAGUAACCUGUGGUGCUGAAGAGCACCUGAGUCCUGCACGCUCGGCUCUCGACACCCUGACCCCAACCAGGACCACCUCAAAGGGCCUUCUGCACAGAAAGGUGUCCUUCUGUGAUGUUUCGGCCUCAGUGACAUCCCUGUAUUCUGUCAGUCUGUAGAUGUCUUCAGAGGAUAGGGCCUUUGGAGCAGGGUACGAGUAUUCCUCUCCACACAUACAGUUGAAGCCACUCUGCAUCAAUCGUCAAUACAUUAAAUGUUGUCUUUCAAAACAAGGGAAAUACUAGGAAGCUCUCUUUGGCACUGUGUAUUUUGGAAACCCUCCCUCGCACCAAACCAAUACACAGUGGUACUAGAACCAGUACUAGAGCGUGUGUUUACCAGAACCAGGACACAGUGGUACCAGAACCAGAAAACUAACUUCCCUGACCCUCUGCUGGAUCAGAGUCAACAACAGUCCGAGGCUUCCCUCCCUACACCGCUCGACCAGUCCUCCUCUCCUGCAGGUGGAAAUGACCCUGUGGCGUCAGUCAAAGCUAUCGGCCUAUCAAAGCUUUCUUUCAAAUCACAUAGGGAUUAGGGAAGAGAGAGGGAGAGAGAGAGAGAGAGAGAGAGAGAGAGAGAGAGAGAGAGAGAGAGAGAGAGAGAGAGAGAGAGAGAGAGAGAGAGAGAGAUGGAAGGAGGGGCUUUGAAAUCUGGCUACUGACCUUACAAGCUGUACUUCAUAGUGUGUUUGGGUUGAGCC